This is a messenger RNA of Zingiber officinale, 1573 nucleotides long. Its product is annotated as peroxisomal (S)-2-hydroxy-acid oxidase GLO3-like. Bases 292 to 1401 code for a protein of 369 amino acids. Gene Ontology annotation, cellular component: peroxisome. NCBI's taxonomy places the organism in Eukaryota, Viridiplantae, Streptophyta, Magnoliopsida, Zingiberales, Zingiberaceae. The transcript is spliced from 12 exons. The record is from RefSeq and is a predicted model, not a curated record. Gene Ontology annotation, molecular function: FMN binding; oxidoreductase activity.
AUGUUUGUUCGAUUUAUGUUUGUUCGAUUUAUAGAUCAUAUGGAAGAAAGAGGGUGUUCAUGUCCAUCCACUGUUUGUAAGAAUGCCUAGCCACGUGAACCUUACGUGGAUUCCUUGUCUUCAGUGUUUAGAAUUAUGUGCAUGUUUUUCCUCCAAUAAUUCAGUGGAGGCCUUGUUUUUUCCCCUAAGAUUCCUCCUUGGUUUUUCCCCUAAGCUUUCUGCUGGAUAUGCUAGAAUAUUGUUUAGAUCUCCAAGAUCUGUGUACAGAGACAGAUUGACUAGGCGUUUGGCAUGAGGAUGGAAAUCACCAAUGUUUCUGAGUAUGAGAAAAUUGCCAAGCAGAAGUUACCAAAGAUGAUAUAUGAUUACUUUGCAUCAGGAGCUGAAGAUCAGUGGACACUAAGGGAGAAUCGAAGCGCAUUCUCGAGGAUUCUCUUUCGACCCCGUAUUCUCGUUGAUGUAUCGAAUAUCGAUAUGACCACAACAAUCUUGGGUUUCAAGAUUUCGAUGCCUAUCAUGAUUGCCCCCACAGCUAUGCAGAAGAUGGCACAUCCUGAAGGGGAACUUGCAACAGCUAGAGCAGCAUCAGCAGCCAACACUAUCAUGACAUUAUCCUCAUGGUCGACUUCUAGUGUCGAAGAAGUUAACUCAACAGGGCCCGGAGUUCGCUUCUUCCAACUCUAUGUCUACAAGGACCGAAAUGUAGUGAGGCAACUCGUCGGAAGAGCUGAGAAGGCAGGCUUCAAGGCAAUUGUACUCACAGUGGACACACCGAGACUCGGAAGAAGAGAAGCUGACAUUAAGAACAGAUUCACUUUACCGCCUUCUCUGACACUCAAGAACUUCGAGGAGCUGAACAUCGAAAAGAUGGAUAUGACUAAUGAUUCGGGGCUAGCAUCGUACGUCGGCAGCCAAGUCGAUCGUUCCCUAUCGUGGAAGGAUGUGAAGUGGUUGCAGACAAUUACAAGCCUCCCAAUUAUAUUGAAAGGAGUCAUGACUGCCGAGGACACUCGAUUGGCCGUUCAAGCUGGAGUUGCUGGCAUCGUCGUGUCUAACCAUGGUGCUCGUCAGCUCGAUUAUGUCCCGGCAACCAUUACUUGUUUGGAAGAGGUUGUCAAAGCAGCACAAGGGAAAGUCCCAGUGUUCUUGGAUGGGGGUAUUCGUCGAGGCACCGACAUCUUCAAGGCCUUAGCCUUGGGAGCAUCCGGAGUAUUUAUCGGAAGGCCAGUGGUUUUUGCAUUGGCAGCCGACGGAGAGGCUGGGGUUCGGAAAGUGCUCCAAAUGCUUUCAGACGAGCUCGAGCUCACCAUGGCCUUGAGUGGCUGCACCUCCAUCGAGCAAAUCACUCGGAAUCAUGUCGUGACUGAGUCGGAUUCGAAUCGAAAUCUCUCGAAGAUGUAGAUCAAACCAACUUCAUCAAAAUAAUCUUGUUGAUGCAAUUUGAUUGAUGGUGUAGACUUCAACCGGAAGGAGUUUGUUUUGUGGAGGGAAAAUUUUAAGACUUCAACUAUAAUUUGCAUAUCUGCCACUUUAAAUUUUUAUAUUAUAAAUAUACCACUAUGAAACUUAAAAA